Capronia coronata CBS 617.96 is the source of this 1677-nucleotide messenger RNA. RefSeq lists its product as uncharacterized. Gene Ontology annotation, cellular component: nucleus. The record is from RefSeq and is a predicted model, not a curated record. Gene Ontology annotation, molecular function: protein binding. Lineage: Eukaryota; Fungi; Ascomycota; Eurotiomycetes; Chaetothyriales; Herpotrichiellaceae. The transcript has a single exon. Bases 1 to 1677 code for a protein of 558 amino acids. Gene Ontology annotation, biological process: rRNA processing.
AUGUCAAUGACACUGGCAACUACAUGGGUGAGGCGGGGAGUCGCCGCUCAGUUUCCCACGAAAUAUCAGGUCGACGAAGCCGAACUCGGUCGCAUCUCGAAACUCGCCCGGCUGCAACUAGAAGAUGCACAAGAAGAUUUAGAGAUCGCACAGAACCCUAAAAAGGACGAUGAUUCCGACACUUCAGAAUCGGACUCGGGUUUGCCUGCAGCCGACGCUGCGCGGUCAAGCAAGACCGCCGCCGACGAGACGGACGACCUCAAAGAAUACAACCUAGAUGACUACGACAACGACGCGGUCGACGAGCAAGGCGAGAAGUUCGCAAUGUUCGGCAAUGUGGGCUCAUUGGCAUAUCAUGCACCACAUGAAAAAGAUCCAUAUCUUGUACUACCCGACGGAGAGCAGGAUUCCGACGAAGACAGAGAAGAUCUACAGAUAUUGCCUUCGGAUAACUUGAUCCUGGCGGCCAAGGUCGAAGACGAGGUGGCUCAGCUGGAGGUCUUUGUAUACGAAGAUGAGGCAGACAACCUGUACGUGCACCACGACAUCAUGCUUCCCGCCGUGCCUCUGUGUGUGGAAUGGAUAAAUGUCCCGGUGGGCAAUGACGCAGGAAAGCGUACCGCGGGAAAUUUCGUCGCGGUCGGCACAAUGAGCCCGGAGAUCGAGGUGUGGGAUUUGGACAUGGUUGAUAGCAUGUACCCGAACGCGAUACUGGGCCAGGAGCCUACGGCUGAGGUGACGGGUGAAUCUGACAAACAGGACGGGGAGGGUUCGAAAGCCAGCAGCAAGAAGAAGUCGAAAAAAAAGAAAAAGAAGGCUAAGGCCAACGAUGAGUAUCAUGUUGACGCUGUCUUGGCGCUGGCUGCCAACAGACAUCAUCGGAACCUGCUUGCAUCGGCCUCGGCAGACAAGACUGUUAAGCUCUGGGACCUCAAUACGGGCAAGUGCGCGAAGUCAUAUACCAUGCAUUCUGACAAGGUUUGCGCCCUGGACUGGCAUCCGACAGAAACCACUGUGCUUCUGAGUGGCAGUUACGACCGGACCGUCAUCGCAACGGACAUGCGAGCACCAGAUGCGGUUGCGCCGAAAUGGGUUGUCGAGGCCGACGUUGAGAAGGUGAAAUGGGAUGUGCAUGACCCCAACUUCUUCUUUGUCACAACCGAGGCUGGCACAGUGCACUAUUUCGAUGCUCGCAACGUCCCUACUUCCCACGACGGACCAAGCAAGCCCGUUUGGACGCUGCAAGCCCACGAUGGAGCAGUGAGCUCCUUCGACGUCAAUCCCACUGUUCCGGGACUGCUGGCAACCGGAUCCGAUGACAAGAAGGUCAAACUAUGGAACGUGGAGGACAACAAGCCCAGCAUGGUUGUCUCGAGGAAUCUCGACGUGGGUCGUGUCUUUGCAGUCCAGUUUGCACCGGACCCAGAAGUUGCUUUCAGGCUCUCCGUUGCCGGAAGUAAGGGCCGACUCCAAGUCUGGGACAUCAGCACCAACCCCAGCGUGAGAAAUGUAUUUGCCGGUAAAGUCAAAUUACCUGAAACGAACGGCAAGGAGAGAUUUGUGGCCAUUAAUGACCAUGGCGACGACGAAAGUGACGAUGAGGAGGGCAUUGGGGAGGAAGGAGGCGUACAGACAGGCGCCGGUGGACGAGACUGGGAACCGAUGGACGAAGAUUGA